AAUGGCACUAGGUGGAGGAGCUCCCCAGAGAGGAAGUGCGGCAGCUACUGCCAGCAUGCGCCGGAGAAGGACGACAAGUUCAGGUACAUCUGGAGGGGCAGCUGGAACAAUGCUGCAAUUUUACACGGAUGAUGCUCCUGGCCUCAAGAUCUCCCCCAACGUUGUACUCGUCAUGAGCAUUGGUUUCAUUGCGUUUGUUGCCAUUCUCCAUGUUAUGGGAAAGCUGUACUUCGUGCGAAGAGAAGCCUAGUGGGUUUUGCCCUUGAUUAAGUAUUGAAUAUUUAAAUGCAAUGAGACUAAAGUUUAAUUUUGAUCUAAAUUCUCCUUUCAUUACAGUGAAACAAAUUUCCAUUUUUGUUACUAGUUUUUUAGCAUGAAAGAUUUCUGUUCUGAUUGUGAUUUA
Messenger RNA from Cucurbita pepo subsp. pepo (vegetable marrow), 403 nucleotides. The record is from RefSeq and is a predicted model, not a curated record. NCBI's taxonomy places the organism in Eukaryota, Viridiplantae, Streptophyta, Magnoliopsida, Cucurbitales, Cucurbitaceae.